Magallana angulata is the source of this 7520-nucleotide messenger RNA. RefSeq lists its product as uncharacterized. Gene Ontology annotation, molecular function: protein tyrosine phosphatase activity; scavenger receptor activity. The coding region runs from base 1 to 5538 and encodes 1845 amino acids. The record is from RefSeq and is a predicted model, not a curated record. The transcript is spliced from 42 exons. NCBI's taxonomy places the organism in Eukaryota, Metazoa, Mollusca, Bivalvia, Ostreida, Ostreidae. Gene Ontology annotation, biological process: protein dephosphorylation.
AUGUCUGUUGACAUGUUGUUCCGCUUAUGGACCAUUCUAUUCAGUAACAGUUUAAAAACCUUUGUGUUUGCUGGUGCUUCAUUUUGUAAACUGUUCAAGUUUGACCAAGAAAGAAAUGAAAAUUUGGCACUACAUAAACCAGCUCAUGAAGAGAACCCAUACAAUGCCUUUAAUACUGACGCCAGCAAUGCUGUUGAUGGACAAAAGUCUGAUCUGCGAGGUCUUGAAGGACAAUGUUCAUUAUCAGCCUCAAAUCAACGUACCUCUACCUGGUGGGUAAAUCUGACCAGUACCCGCAGUAUCCACGACAUCCGGAUCUAUUACAGGACAGACAAUGUACAUUGGGAUGCAAAAAACGGAUUUACAGAAAGGUUUCUUGGAUUUUCAAUAUACAUUUCAAACACAACAAACAAGUCGAAGGGAAAACUUUGCUACAAAGACAACAACUUCACAAAAAGCACGAUACCAGCAGUAUUUAACACUACCUGCUUUGAACAUGGUCAAUACGUCAUUUACUACAACGAGAGACUAGCAAACGUGACCUAUCCUAGUGGUUAUUCUGACUACGCCUAUAACGACCUCUGUGAAGUAGAAGUCUAUGGAUGUCCUUCACCUGGUUACUAUGGUAUCAAUUGCACUAUCCCCUGUCCUGACGUCAACUGUGGAUACUGUCACAUCAAGACCGGCACCUGUCAGGGGGGAUGUAAACCUGGAUACAAGGGACACCAGUGUGAAUUGGAGUGUGAUGGUAAUAUGUAUGGACAACACUGCAGCAAGACUUGCGGCAACUGUAAGAAAAGUCAAUGUCAUCACAUUAAUGGGUCUUGUAUAAAUGGAUGUGAAAAAGGAUACCAGGGCUUAACAUGCGACAAAGAAUGUGGCAAUAGAACAUAUGGAGGAGAAUGCGAAAAGAAAUGUGGACAUUGCGUGAACAUGACUCAAUGUUACCACGUAAACGGGACUUGCUUUGAGGGAUGUGAUCCGGGAUAUCGAGGUUCUCGGUGCCAUCAAAAUUGUACCAAUAACAAGUAUGGAGAUGGAUGCCAAACAGACUGCGGACAUUGCUUGAACAUGACCCAGUGUCACCAUAUAAAUGGAACUUGUUUUGACGGCUGCGAUCCUGGAUAUGAUGGCACAAAAUGUGAUCAGGAAUGUCAAAAUACAACAUAUGGUUACCGAUGCCAAAGAAAAUGUGGACAUUGUUUAUACAGCUCCCAAUGUGACCACGUUAUUGGAACGUGUUUACAGGGAUGUGAAGAGGGUUAUGGAGGACGCACAUGUAACCUAGUUAACUUGGCUCUACGCAAACCGGCAUAUGAGGAGAACAUAUACAGCCAUGCUAACGUCACUGCCGGAAAUGCUGUUGAUGGACGCAAAUCAAACUUGCAUGGUACUGGAGGAGAGUGUUCAAUAUCUAAAAACAAUGAACGCACCGCCACCUGGUGGGUUAAUCUAGAGAGCAUCUAUAGCAUCCAUAACAUUCGAAUCUAUUACAGGACCGAGAAUUUAGCCUGGGUUCCAUCAAACGGGCAUACAGCGAGAUUUCUGGGAUUCUCUAUAUACGUCUCAAACACAACAAACAAGUCGGAGGGAAAACUUUGCUACAAAGACAGAAACUUCACAAGAAGCACGAUACCAGCUGUCUUUAACACCACAUGCUAUGAACAUGGUCAGUACGUCAUUUACUACAACGAGAGACUAGCAGGAGUUACUUAUCCUAGUGGAUAUUCUAACUACUCCUAUAACGAACUCUGUGAAGUGGAAGUCUAUGGUUGUCCCAGACCCGGAUACUAUAGUAUUGACUGUAACACAACCUGUCCUGACGUCAACUGUCGGUACUGUCACAUCGAAACGGGCGCCUGUCAGGGAUGUAAACCUGGAUACAAGGGACACCAGUGUGAAUUAGAAUGUGACAAAGGUUGGUAUGGAGACGGAUGCCUAAGACAAUGUGGACAUUGUAUAAAUACGACACAAUGUGACCACGUGAAUGGGACUUGCUCACAGGGGUGUGAAGUGGGAUAUGAAGGUCAAACGUGUGAUCAAGAGUGCCAAGACGGAUACUUUGGUGAAAACUGUGCUCGAGAAUGUCCUGCUAAUUGUAACAGCUGUAAUAAAAAAUCUGGACUUUGUGAUCUUGGAUGUCAUCCGGGAUGGAAAGGGGCACAUUGUACAGAAAAAUGCGAUGGUGGGCUUUUUGGAGCGAACUGUAGCACACCUUGUGGACACUGUCUUAAUAACCAACAAUGUCAUCAUCUGAACGGCACAUGUGCAAAGGGAUGUGACCCAGGGUAUAUGGGAGACAACUGCACGGAAGAAUGCGAUGACUAUAAGUACGGUAAAAAUUGCAGUUUUACAUGUGGAAACUGUGAUGACAAUGAAAAGUGUUAUCAUAUUGAUGGAACUUGCACUAAUGGAUGUGAUAAGGGGUAUCAAGGCGCCAAAUGUGAUACAGAGUGUGAUGAUUACCGUUUUGGUAAGAAUUGCAGCAAGCAAUGUGGACACUGUUACAAUAAUUCAUCGUGUCAUCACAUACAUGGAACCUGUGUGGAUGGGUGUGACAGAGGGUACCAAGGCACAGAAUGCAUGCAAAAGUGCUCAAACAACACUUUUGGUCGUAACUGUCAGGAAAAAUGCAACAGGACGUGUAUAACCUGUGACAUAGUUACUGGAAUCUGUGACAGUGGAUGUCAUCUCGGUUGGAAAGGAGACUAUUGUGAAAACGCAUGCGAUGGCAAUUUCUACGGAGCCAAUUGCAGUCUACCAUGUGGAAAGUGUAGGAACAAUACACAGUGUCACAACGCAUACGGAAAUUGCACGGGUGGAUGCGCCAGUGGGUUCAACGGCACCAAGUGCGACACAGAAUGCCAUGAUGGUUAUUUUGGUCCAAACUGUCGUGGAGCAUGCAACGAAACGUGCAAAAGCUGUAAUAAGACCUCGGGUGUCUGUGAAUACGGCUGUAAACCAGGAUGGAAGGGUGACUUUUGUGAAACAAUUUGUGAUGAACUUUUUUAUGGAGAAAAUUGCAGUGUGCCGUGCGGGAAUUGUUUAAAAAAUGAGCAGUGUCAUCACUUGAAUGGAACGUGUUUUAAUGGGUGCAUGAGUGGCUUUAUGGGCUCAGAAUGCAUAGAAGAGUGCCAGGAUGGAUAUUUUGGAGAAAACUGUAUACGGGAAUGCCCUGAUAAAUGCUACAGCUGUAACAAAUCUUCUGGUAUUUGUGAUCUGGGAUGUCAUCCGGGAUAUAAAGGGACAUACUGUACAGAAGAAUGCGAUGGUGGACUUUUUGGAGUGAACUGUAGCACACCAUGUGGACACUGUCUUAAUAACCAACAAUGUCAUCAUAUAAACGGAACAUGUGCAAAGGGAUGUGACCCAGGAUUUAUGGGUGACAACUGCACGGAAGAGUGUACGAAAGGUCGUUUUGGCCACGACUGUCUUAAAAAUUGCAGUUCACUUUGCGUGAACAGAACUUGUGAAAAGAAAGAUGGCAGUUGCAAACAGAUUGCAACACAGACAAGUGAUUCCAACAACACUUCCCCAUUUGUUGGUGUAGGGGUCGGAUUGCUCAUCUUACUCAUUGCUUCGGUUCUCGUGUUUAUUGUCGUUAAAAGGCAUCGAAAGUCUAGUCCACACGCCCAACCGCUGAACAACAAUCGAAGGGAUGAUGAGAUGAAACUUACAGGACAGGGUAACUCGAAAAUAAAUACUCCAGGUUCAAGCAAUGGUCGCCCAGCCAUUGAAACAACACCUUUGAGCGAAGGCAUGAAUGGAAUGAUAGUCGAGGAUCCCGAAUAUUUUAACGUAACCAAGACGACGCCCGAUAUAGCUAUUGAUAAGCUUGAAGCUGCUAUUGCUGAGAAGGGAAAAAACGAAAACGAAGGUUUCCGAAAGGAAUAUGCGGCUCUUCCAAGUGGUGAGCUACACACAUGUGAAUUUGGAAAGAAACCUGAAAAUGUUCCUAAGAAUAGAUAUAAAACAACUUUUCCUUAUGACCAUUCCCGAGUUGUACUGGACACCCAAGGCGGUGAAAAAUCAGAUUAUAUCCAUGCGAAUUACAUAGAGGGUCCAAAUCGGAAAAAGGAAUACAUCGCUGCUCAAGGACCGAAACCAAACACACUUGGGGACUUUUGGCGUAUGAUCUGGCAAGAACGUGUGACUACCAUCGUCAUGGUGACAAACCUCAAAGAGGGUGAAAAGCUCAAAUGCAUUAAGUAUUGGCCCGACAAAGACAAGCCAGCGACGUAUGGACCAGUGCUGGUUACGCUCUUGGAGGAGAAGGAAUAUGCAUUUUACACUACCCGCCAACUCUCCGUGUACAACAAAGAACUUAAGAACACACGUGUAGUAACACAAUAUCACUACACUGCCUGGCCGGAUCACGGAGUUCCAGAGCCGCUGGGUUUGCUAUCAUUCCAUAGCCACGUCAUGAAUACAUCAGCCAACAAUAGUCAAGGUCCCACAACCGUACAUUGCAGCGCUGGUGUAGGACGAACGGGGACCUACAUUGCUUUGGACGCCCUGUUUCAGAUGGGCAAGGGAAAGGGAAUAGUAAACGUGGCUGAAUUUGUAGCGAAAAUGAGACAGAACAGAGUUUCUAUGGUGCAAACAUACGAACAAUACAUCACUAUUUUUCUUGCUUUAAACGAAAUUUUUAAAGCACCCAUUAAGGCGGACAGUAUGGCGGAAUUUUCUAGUAAAGCAAAUAAAGCGGGAACGAAUAUUCCAGCCAAUCAAAAUCCAGCUCGCAAAGAAUUCCAGCUUCUGUCAAAAAUUCGGCCAAAUUAUACAAAGGAUGACUACAAAUUUGCCAUGAAUUCUAUAGCAGACAAGCAGGGUGGUGAAAUUCUGCCUCUUGACAAAUACAGUCUGCAUCUGUCCACUGGUAUUCCAAAACGAGGCAGUUACAUCAAUGCUAUUACCGUGUCGUCAUUUACCAACUCACAGGGUUUUAUUGUGACGAAAUAUCCAGCACCAGAGGACGCUGUAGACCUUUUGCGCUUGCUAAAUGACCAUGAAUCAGAUACAGUCGUUUCUCUGCAACCACUGCGAUACAUAGAAUCGAGUCAUGCAUGGUUCCCUGCAGUAUCUUCUUCCCUGAGGAUUCCACCAUACUCUGUUACUCAUCAAUCAAAAUCACAUACUGAUAUCACCUCUCACGUGAUCCAAAUACAUAAAGAGGGAGAUGAAGAUCAUACUGUGACGGUUAUUGAACCAGAUGCUGAAAUACAUUGUUCAGGAAAGUCCUCUGUUGACACGUCCCAGCUUCGGAGUCUUGUUUCGGCAGUUCUUAAUUUAGAAACCAAAAACCCAAUUACCAUUUUAAGCAGUGACGGUGCCUCCCUUUGCGGAUUGUUUGUCGCCGUCCAUAACGUCAUCCAACAGAUGAACAUGGAUGACAGAGUGGACGUAUUCACCGCCGUCAGACAGCUGCAGAUCAGACGACCGGAGUUUUGUGCCAAAUUUGAGGAAUACGAGAUGAUAUACCGUACUGUUUUGGACUACAACCAAAAUGAAUCGGAAAGCAUAUAUUGUAACCAAUAAGAGAUAUGUCACUAUAGCAGCAUAUAUUGUACCCGGGGAGGUACAUUUCAAUAUAACAGUAUGUCCCCCCUUAAACCACGAAAAAGAUUUUAAGAUGGAAGCAGCCGCUACCAAAUGUACAUGUAUCUCUAUACUUCCAUAUAACUUUAUUUUUUUUUUCAAAAUAUAAAUAAUAAAAAAGAUGUUGAAAAAAAAUAUUUAAAAUAAUGAAAGUGUCAGUAUAGUUAAAAUUAAUUUUCAAAUUCAAACGCAUUUUUUUUUUUGUUAAAAUUUACAAUUUCACCGUUAUUUAGGAAAGGAUAUAUCAUAUUUCUCAUUUAAUUUCAAUGUAGAAAGGUGAAGAUUUGUAAAGAAUUGAGUAAUAAUGAUAAUUGUUUAAGAGAAGCAAUGAUAAAGCAUUUUUUUAAAUGCUAAAUUGUGUAGAAAGACAUAAAAAAUUGGAAACACGCCAUCAUGAUGUCAGUAUUUAGGUGUUGUAGUCUCUUACUUCCAUUUUAACAAAGUAAUGGAGGUGAGGUGGGUGGGGGCACGGAUCUCAUACCGCAGUAUUAUGUAUGAUAAUGAUAAAUCAGUUGUUCAUUAUGUAUGAUAUCUGAGCUACCAAAAGUCAUCAAUGCAAUGAAUAUGCAAUGGAAAUUUAUACACACUUCCGACUUUGUAUUCAAAUUAUAGAUCAAUUUUUUGUCAAGCUAUAAACGUUUUUAUUAUAAUGAUAUUCUCAUUGGAAGGUUUUUUUUCUACAGAUUCACUAUUUUUACAUUUUUGUUCUACUUGCCAAUUGUUAUAGUCAUUUUUUUUUUAUUUCAAUAAAAUUUUGUUUUUGUUUCAUGUACAGAUUAUUUUAAAAUCAACUCUAUUUCUUGCACUGGGUAUUUUUCUUACGUUGAUGUACAUGUAUGUACAUUUAACAUUAAAUUUAUAAUGAUCAUGUUAUGUAGACUAAAUAUUGUUUCUUUUAAUAAUCAGAAAUUCAACUGGAUUUUAAUGCCGGUACAAAUAUAUUUAUGUUAAUUUCAAUACAUGAUUUAUGAUCAGAUAACUUGGAUGAUGUUAACGAAAUAGUUUUAUAGGAAUUAUUUUUAGGGGGUGUAUAGGGGGGGGGGGGGGGUAUUACUCGAUGAUAUCCAAACAAUUUUUAACAAACUAUAAACGUUUUUAUUAUAACAAUGUUCUCAUUUGAUGUGGGUUUUUUUUUUUUACAGAUUCACCAUUUUUAUAUUUUUGUUCUACUUGCUAAUAGUUAUAGCAAUAUUUUUUUAUUUCAUUGUUUUCGUUUCAUGUACAGAUUAUUAUAAAUUCAACUCUAUUUGUUGAACUGGGUAUUUUAUCUUGAGUUAAUAUAUUAAAUUCAUAAUGCUCAUACUAUGUAGACUUGACUUUUUUUAUGUUCUUACAUUAAAUAUCUGAAGUUUGUCGAAAUAAUUGUUAAAGGGUACCUGCAGCCAAAUAUCUCGAAAACUACUUAUGCGAUCGCUGUAAAAUUUUCAGGAUAAUGUUUUUAUACAUAGAUCUUCAUUAUAUCAAAAAUUGACCGGCACUGCAGGUACCCUUUAAAAUAAAUAAAUUGUCUAUAAUGUUUUUGUUCAAUACAUAGCUGUGCAUGUUUGGUUUCUUUUUUUAAUUUCAAUUUUGAAUAAUAAAACUUUAUUACUUUCAAUUAUCGGAAAUUCAACUGGAUUUUAUUGCAGGUACAGAUAAUUAUGUUAAUUUCAAUAUAGGAUUUAUGAUCAGAUAACUUUGAUAAUGUUAACGAGAUAGUUUUAUAGGAAUUAUUUUUAGGGGUAGGGUGAUUACUCAAUAUCUGAACAUUUUGAAAAUACUAGUACCCCGCAGAAAAAUCCAGUAAUGUGCUGCAUAUAUGUUUUUUGUUUAUAUAUACUAGUAUAUUUUUAAUUUUCAUUUUUUAGUUUUGUUCAAUGGAAUUUUCUUUUUAUGAACACUGUCUUAUUUACUGACAAAAGUAAAAAGGGAAAUAAAAUGGA